AUGUCCGAAAGUAUCGGUCCAACGCGGACUUUAAAACGCAAAAAUGUCAAAGGUCUCGCACUUAGUGCACCCCCUCGCAUUGUAGCACCCUCAGAUGGUGAUUCUCAACAACCAGGCGGUAAUGGAGGUGAAAAUAACCGGCAAACUUCACAGUUAGAGAUUGGUAUUGAAUACAAGCUCGAUUUGAAGCGGGAAGACUUAGAAGUUUUGAAAGAUCUUGGCCAUGGAAACGGUGGAACUGUCAGUAAAGUUAGGCAUAUGGCAACCGGAACAGUCAUGGCACGAAAGAUAAUUCAUGUCGAAGCAAACAAAGAGAUGAGACGCCGAAUUGUUCGAGAACUUCAAAUUAUGCAUGAGACAAAUUCUGAAUAUAUUGUCACAUUCUACGGAGCCUUUCUUAGUGAGACUAACGAUGUAAUAAUGUGUAUGGAGUACAUGGAUGUCGGCGCACUAGAUCGUGUAUCCCGGAAAUUUGGUCCUGUUCGUGUCGAUGUUCUAGGAAAAAUCGCAGAGGCUACGCUGGGUGGACUCACAUAUCUCUACACAAAACACCAUAUUAUGCAUAGGGACAUUAAACCCUCUAAUAUCUUAAUAAACUCUAAAGGCCAAAUCAAGUUAUGUGAUUUUGGGGUUUCAGGAGAAUUAGUGAAUUCCGUCGCAGACACAUUUGUUGGAACCUCCACAUACAUGGCACCCGAAAGGAUUCAGGGUCAGAAAUAUACAGUCAAAUCUGAUGUAUGGAGUUUUGGUUUAUCAAUAAUGGAGCUCGCUAUUGGCAAAUUUCCUUUUGAUACCAGUGAGCAACUAUCCGACGAUGAAGGAGCACCAGCAGGAAUUCUGGACCUUUUACAGCAGAUUGUUUACGAACCAGCACCAAGACUCCCCAAAAGCGAAGCAUUCCCUCAAAUCUUGGAGGAUAUGAUACAGAAAUGCAUGGCCAAAGAACCGCAAGAACGACCAACUCCACAAGAACUUUAUGAACGAGAACCUUUUGUACAGGCAGCUAAAAGAACACCAGUUAACUUAAAGGAAUGGGCUGUUGGGCUCAUGGAGAAAGAUAAUCGAAAAUCCCACUUAGGUCCUCAACUAUCUCCUUCGACCCAACAACUUCUGCGAUCAUGCGAUUCACCGACUGCUAUGCGUUUGAACUCUCCAAAUCACGCUCUACCAACUCCUACAUCUGGCGAUAUUCCAAUCGGGGGGGAUGUUCGAUCGGCGGCCACUUCACCCACACAGGAAGAUUCAACCAACCAUUCGAGAAUAUCCACCAAGCUUAGUAGCUCACAGAGUCGUAGCCACUCUGGUAGUAGCAGCCAAAACUCCAGGCAUGGCUCAAACAACUCGGCCACCCUUGCCAUACCCGAUCGCCAGAGUAAUAUUCCCAACGGGAAAGGAGUUGUUUUUACAUCUACCAAACUACCAAUAAGACCUGCUCCAUCAGGUCCAUUGCCACCACCUCCAGUGCCCAGAAAAGAAGGCACAGAGUCCGACCUAAGAAACUUGAACAGAAGGCAGGCAACUUUUGGAAACAACGGCUAUGGGUCAGGAUUUUGA
Molecule: messenger RNA, 1554 nt
Organism: Blumeria graminis f. sp. triticale
Lineage: Eukaryota; Fungi; Ascomycota; Leotiomycetes; Helotiales; Erysiphaceae
Source: the annotation of a GenBank genome assembly